AGCCCUGGAUUCUACAGUAACUCCUCUUCUGAGAAGGAAGGCGCUCCGUCCCAGUGUUCUCUCUCUGUUGUUAUAUUCUCUAGACACAUUCAGCCAGCCAGGCAGCCAGAUAACCAGGCAGGCAGUAUGGUGGCAGUGGACCUCCAAGGGCUGCCUGAAGAGGGGCGGAACUACCAUCAGUUGCGUCGGCCCUCCAUGGAAGGGGGGCACCACCAGCUGUGUCGGCCCUCCAUGACCCCGUGCCCGAGCAGGGGGCUGCCGCAGAAACAUCCCCAGCAGACCCGCAAAAAGCUCCAAGUCAUCAUCUUCAUCCUGCUGGUGGAGCUGUUUGAGAGGUUCACCUUCUUUGGGAUUGUGUGUAACAUGAUCCUGUUCUGUACUGUGAAGCUGGGCUAUGAUCACUACCAGGCUGCUACCGUUAACCUGUGCUUUGUGGGGGCCAGUACACUCACUCCUGUGAUGGUGGGAUGGUUUGCUGAUACCUGCCUUGGGAGAACCAAGGUGCUCUACUUGUGUACUCUGCUCCAUCUCUUUGGCACUGCCAUGCUCCCAGUGGUGGCGUUCCCGUUCGAGGACUUCUACAUCGACACGCACAACAUGAUUCACCAGAUGGCGCACCGGGAGCAGCACAUCCUGUUCUACACUGGCCUGCUUGCAGCUGCCCUGGGCAUCGGGGGCAUCCGUGCCAUCCUCUGUCCCAUGGGGCCAUACAAACUACAGGGCUACGACCAGCACCAGCUACUCUCCUUCUUCAACUGGUUCUACUGGCUGGUGAACCUGAACUCCACGAUAGUGUUUUUGGGUAUCGCCUACAUCCAGCAGUCAGUGGCCAACAACCUGGGCUUCCUCAUCCCCUUCAUGUCUGUGCUGCUGAUGCUCAUCGCCAUACACAUGGUCAGCAACAACCUUAUCUUCAGGCCCAAGAAAGGCAGUUCCCUGCUGACCACUCUGGGGGUGUUCCUGAACUCUCUGAAGAUGUGCUGCCUGCACUACCGCCACCUGGGUGGAGACGUAGCCAGCUGGCUGGACCGCGCCAAGGAGAACAACGGGGGGUGCUACAGUGAGACACACGUGGAGAAUGUCAAGGUCCUGGCAAGGCUCUUCCCCCUGUACGGCUUGCAGAUACUGUACCGCGCCUGCAUCACUCAGAUUCCAUCAGGUUACUACAUUCAGACCAUGAACUCUAACCUGCACCUGAAUGGCUUCCUCCUGCCCAUUGGUGCCAUGAACCUCAUCAGCAUCCUACCUCUGCUGCUGCUAGCCCCUCUCAUGGAGUGUGUCACCUCCUGCUACCUGUCCAUGGAGAAAACACCUUUCUCCCCCGCCAGAGUCAUCACACUGGGUCAUGCCUGUGCAGCUCUGUCUGUCCUGGUAGCUGGCCUGUUUGAGGUCCACAGGAAGGGCUAUCCUCUGACGGAGCAGGCCCUGUCAGGGAAGGUGCUCCAGGUGUCCUCCAUGGCCUGCAUCCAGCUGGCUCCCCAGUACAUCCUACUGGGUCUAGCUGAGGCCCUUGUCACCCCCUCCUGCUCUGUGAUCUCCUUCCACCUGACACCCAGUCAUAUCAGAGGCAUCUCCCUGCACUUCCUCACCCUGUCCUACGGAGGGGGCUGUUUCCUUGGAGCCCUCAUCAUCCAGCUGGUCUACCUACUCUCUGGAGGUAACUGGUACCCAAACACACUGCAUGAAGGGAAUCUGGAGCAUUUUUUCUUCUUCUUAGCCAUGUUGAUGACCAUAAACACUCUGGUGUUCUGGUGGAUAUCUUACAGGUACCUAAACCUGAGUGUGAUGCAGAGUAGAGGAGUAGGAAGCAGCCUUCUGGCAGAGAAGCUACUGCAGUACAAGAACUGCCUGCGAUUCUACGACACCAUGGAACGCUCCUCCACAAUAGCCUCCAUAGAAACAGUGUUGUGACCUCUACACUACCUUCAUCCCCUGUAGAGCUGGAGUUCCACUUGGUUUAUUUAUGUACACUACAUGACCAAAAGUAUGUGGACCCCUGCUUGUCAAACAUCUCCCAACAUCAUGGGCAUUAAUAUGGAGUUGGACCCCCCUUUCCUGCUAUAACAGCCUCUACUCUUCUGGGAAGGCUUUCCACUAGAUGUUGGAACAUUGCUGCGGGGACUUGCUUCCAUUCAGCCACAAGAGCAUUUGUGAGGUCCGGCACUGAUGUUUGGCAAUUAGGCCUUCCCCAAAAAGCACAGAAUUGUCUAGAAUGUCAUUGUAUGCUGUAGCGUUAAGAUGUCCCUUUACUGGAACUAAGAGGUCUAGCCCUAACAGUGAAAAACAGCCCCAGACCAUUAUUCCUCCUCCUCCACCAAGCUUUAUACUUGGCACCAUACGUUGGGGCAGGUAACGUUCUCCUGGCAUCUGCCAAACCCAGAUUCGUCCGUUGGACUACCAAAUGGUGAAGCUUGAUUCAUCAUUCCAGAGAACGCAUAUCCACUGCUCCAGAGACCAAUGGUGGCAAGUUUU
Oncorhynchus mykiss (rainbow trout) is the source of this 2472-nucleotide messenger RNA. RefSeq names its product solute carrier family 15 member 5 (gene slc15a5). Gene Ontology annotation, biological process: transmembrane transport. Gene Ontology annotation, molecular function: transmembrane transporter activity. The record is from RefSeq and is a predicted model, not a curated record. Gene Ontology annotation, cellular component: membrane. Lineage: Eukaryota; Metazoa; Chordata; Actinopteri; Salmoniformes; Salmonidae.